AUGUCGUUUCUUGAUGGCAUUCAAAAGGACGGACCUGGAUGUAUAAAAGAGAGCUCUACAGCAACGGCUUCGCUAGAUGAUUGCCUUGCAUGCAGUGGGUGUGUGUCUGCAGAGGAGCUUGGCGUACUGGCCAGAGACCCAUCGUCUGCAAUUGAUCGAGAGGCCAAAACAUCGUUUGUUAUCUCGCCACAGUCGAAGGCAAGCAUAUUCGACAUGUAUCGAUCGGAAAGGAUCAGCUACAGGAUGUUUGAGAAGGGCCUGUGUGUGUUUCUUAGGAAUGUGUUCAAUGUGGACCAAGUAAUUGACACAUCAUAUGUGAGGAGCAAGAUAUAUGAGGAGGUUUACAAGGAGUAUCUUGCAACAAAGCACCUGAUAGUCAGUGCAUGCCCUGGCGUUGUUACAUAUGUGGAGCGAACGGCGCCGCAUCUUCUAGGAUACCUCUCGCGUGUGAAGUCUCCACAGCAGAUGGCAUAUUCGCUUGUGAGCAGGCAUAAGGCAGUGAGCGUAAUGCCGUGUCAAGACAAGCGACUGGAGAAUGGAAGGGAUUUGGCCAUGUUUGAUGCGAUUUUGACAACCAAGGAGUUCCACAGUAUAUUGUGCAGCCUGUCGUUUGGUGAGUUUAUCAGUGAAUUUGAUGAUGCAUGCGAGAUGGAGACACACGAGAUGACGCAGUGGAACAUUGGCACCAGCACGGGUGGUUAUACAGAGUUUGUUAUUGGCAAGGAAUGCCUGAGCAGAUUGAGUGAUGUGAGGGAGGGGGUUAGGGAGCAUGUUGUUGCGUCUGGCGAUGUUCUGUGCCAAAUAACCGGGCUGGAGAACUCAAUCAAUUACUUCAACACAAGCAAAACGAGUGGACCGAAGUACAAAAUGGCAGAAGUGUUUUUAUGCAGAGGCGGAUGCAUUGCAGGGCCUGGCCAGGAAAGAACAGGCAAGACAGGUGCCGAUUCAUAUGAUCAAUGUGGAAAAGAAAAGUACGAGAUGGUAUACAGUGUCUUUGGUGAGGAGGAGUUGAUAAAGAAGGCAAUGGAGCAAAGGAGGAUGUUUGCGGCUGUGGAUGUGAAAAGAAAGACAUUCAAGGUUGACUGGUGA
Molecule: messenger RNA, 1089 nt
Organism: Ordospora pajunii
Lineage: Eukaryota; Fungi; Microsporidia; Ordosporidae
Product: putative Fe-only hydrogenase
Exons: 1
Coding region: 1-1089 (362 amino acids)
Source: RefSeq, a predicted model, not a curated record